This is a messenger RNA of Papilio polytes (common Mormon), 2039 nucleotides long. Its product is annotated as cytochrome P450 6B5-like. Gene Ontology annotation, molecular function: heme binding; oxidoreductase activity, acting on paired donors, with incorporation or reduction of molecular oxygen; iron ion binding. The record is from RefSeq and is a predicted model, not a curated record. The coding region runs from base 47 to 1546 and encodes 499 amino acids. NCBI's taxonomy places the organism in Eukaryota, Metazoa, Arthropoda, Insecta, Lepidoptera, Papilionidae. The transcript has 2 exons.
UGUAUACUGGAUGCGUACUAUUCAGUGAUCUCCAGCGAGAGUAAACAUGGUGUACGAGUUGGUGAGCGCUGCCGCGGCUUUGUUCGCCGUAUUGUAUUUAUACUGCACCAGGACUUUUAAUUACUGGAAGGAAAGAAAUGUCGUUGGACCCAAACCGCUACCGCUCGUCGGAAAUAUCAAAGAUUCCUUCUUUAGAAAAAAAUCUGUGAUUAUGGUGUAUAAGGAUAUUUAUAAUCAAUUUCCAAAGGAAAAAGUUGUAGGAAUUUAUAGAAUGACAACUCCGUGUCUGUUGUUACGUGAUUUGGAUAUCAUCAAGAAUAUAUUUGUGAAAGACUUUGAUUUGUUCCUUGAUAGAGGAGUCGAAUUCAGUGAUGAAGGGCUGGGUGUUAACUUGUUCCAUGCUGAUGGCGACAGAUGGAGAGUUUUGAGAAACCGUUUCACUCCACUUUUCACUUCGGGCAAGCUCAAGAACAUGUUGCGACUUAUGACACAGUGUGGAGACAAAUUUGUGGAGUAUGUUCGAGAUAUCACUCAAAAUAAUAUGGAACAUCACAUAAACCUCCUCGCUCGGAGGUUCACAAUCGCAUCAAUCUCAGCUUGUGCCUUUGGUUUUGAUGUAAACGAAGAAAUGUUGGAAUCUUUGCAAGAAAUGGAUAAAUUAGUUUUUACCAUAACUUACGGCACUGAACUAGAUAUGAUGUAUCCUGGAAUAUUGAAAAAGUUGAAUAGCUCUCUCUUUCCAAAGAGUGUAAGUAAAUUUUUCGAUGACCUUACUAAAUCUGUCAUUAAACAAAGAGGUGGUGUGCCCACAAAUAGAAAGGACUUUAUGGAUUUAAUUUUAGAAUUGAGACAAAAGGGAAAAAUCGAAGCAUCAAAAAGAAACAACGAUGAGGAUGUAAAGGUACUCGAACUAACAGACGAUAUAAUUGCAGCGCAGUCAUUCAUAUUCUACUCAGCUGGCUACGAAACCAGCGCCUCCACCUUAUCAUACAUGUUGUACGAACUAGCGCAGAAUCCGCACAUACAAGACAAACUAGUUUCAGAAAUCAAUAAGGUUCUUGAUCGUCAUAAUGGCGAAAUUAAUUAUGAAUGUUUGAUCGACAUGCCCUAUUUCAGUCAGAUAUUUGAUGAGACUUUGAGAAAAUACCCGGUCGCAGAUAUUUUACUGCGUAACGCUCAAGUUGACUAUCCCAUCCCGGGAACCGAUGUCACUAUCAAAAAAGGACAAACUGUAGUUAUAUCCGGUUGGGGUAUACAUCAUGACCCGAAAUACUAUCCCAACCCGGAUAAAUUUGACCCAGAAAGAUUUAGUCCGGAAAAUGUGAAAAACAGACAUUCCUGUGCUUAUUUACCAUUUGGAGCUGGUCCCAGAAACUGUUUAGGUAUGCGGUUUGCUAAAUGGCAGUCACAAGUGUGCAUCGUGAAGUUCUUGUCGAAAUUCCGCGUGGAACCAUCGAAAAAUACACCUGUAGCCCUCAAGUAUGAUCCUAAUCGUUUGUUUAUCUUUCCUGUUGGUGGUAUUCCUUUAAAUGUUUUGAGUAGGUAAUAUGUAACGCUUGAUAAGUUUAAAUGAAUUCUUCUAUAUAUAGGAUGUUUCUUAUUAAACGGUUUAAAAUAUAAGCAGGUUUUAGGACCCUCAAUAGUUUUCUUUUAGAAUCAAUUUAUCUAUUACUUUUAUGAUAAGUAUAAAUAAUAGAAUUUGAUACGUCAUUUAAGAAACAUCCUGUAUAACUCGAUGGACUAGCGAUCGGUUUCUGAAGUUCCCAUUUUUAUUUCAAAUGCGAUUAAUUCGUUUAUCUUUAAUGUAAACGUUCAAUAAAUUCUUGUGUGUUUUUGAAUGUCAAACGAACCUUUCAAUAGUGAUGGAAUUUAAUAGUAGUUUCGUUUUCUGCCGAUAGAUGGCUUUGUAAAGAAAAUGUAUUUAGUUAAUCUAUUACUCCAUAUUCUAAUGUCCAAGUACUUCCUACGGAUAAUUCAACAUUUUAUAUAAUUUAUUGCCAUCAAUACUGUCAGAAACAAAAGUGUUAAUUUUUUUUUGG